CCGCUAGCUCCUAUGUUUGACUUUUAAAAUUUUUUGUUGUGUGAGGAAAUGGCAACCUUCUUUGGAUCCCCACCAUUUCCGUCUCACCCAAUUUCAAGAACUAACCGCCUGUGUUCAUCUCCACAAGCCCCACCUCCUCAGCAACCAACCCAACCUUCGCAACCCCAACCUACACCUUCUCAAAAGCUGAGUGCAACUUCUGCAGAGCCACCAUCAGCAGCCACAGUGAAAGUGCAAGAGGAAAAGGCUAGUAAGCCUGCCAUUCCUGCAAAAGUAGAAUCAACUGAUUGGAUUGCAUCCACCUUAACCAGGAGAUUUGGCCUUGGUGCUGGGCUUGCAUGGGUUGGUUUCCUGGCUGUUGGAGUCAUUUCUGAACAAAUCAAGACUCGUUUAGAAGUUUCUCAAGAAGCAGCUGACACAAGGGAUGUUGAGAAGGAAGAGGAGGUAAUUCUGCCUAAUGGCAUAAGGUACUAUGAUUUGAGAGUUGGCGGCGGUGCAUCACCAAGACCUGGAGACCUAGUUGUGCUUGAUGUUGAAGCAAAGCUACAAGACAGUGAUGAAGUGUUGAUUGAUACCUUUGGUGGUGAUAAGAAGCCUCUAGCACUUGUCAUGGGAUCAAGGCCUUAUAGUAAAGGAAUCUGUGAUGGGGUGGAAAAUGUUUUGAGGACCAUGAAGGCAGGUGGCAAGAGGAGAGUAAUCAUACCUCCUAAUCUGUGUUUUGGAGAGGAAGGAGCAGAUCUAGGUUCAGGAGUGCAAAUUCCUCCAUCUGCUACCCUUGAGUAUAUCAUUGAGAUUGACAAAGUAUCAAUUGCACCAGCUUGAUUUUUCACUCCACUUCUUUCCAAUGCAAUCAUAAGCAAUCAUGAGCAACAUACAUUAUUUUCUCUAAGUAGGCGAAUAAAUUAUGAGCAGCAGCUACUAAAACAUACAUUUUCUCUAAGUUGGCAAAUAUUUGGAUAGACGGUCUAUGGUCCCAUUUUCUCUAAGUUUCGGGUUUGUCCUGGCACCAUGGCAAUCGCAUUUGUCUGUAAAUUGUAAUUGUUGCAAGUAAGGUUUACAAUUUUGUUGUCUUGUGCUCCUUGCUUCAGAAUUUUAUAUUUUGUAGAUUGGUUGGUGUAAAUUAACUAGGCGGCAAUCAAUGAUACUGCUACUCUGAAUGUUUGACUCUCUUCAA
Molecule: messenger RNA, 1174 nt
Organism: Coffea arabica (coffee)
Lineage: Eukaryota; Viridiplantae; Streptophyta; Magnoliopsida; Gentianales; Rubiaceae
Product: peptidyl-prolyl cis-trans isomerase FKBP17-2, chloroplastic
Cellular component (GO): chloroplast
Molecular function (GO): peptidyl-prolyl cis-trans isomerase activity
Source: RefSeq, a predicted model, not a curated record